AUGGUAAAUGUUACAACUCACUCUUGUACACGACAAUCUACUUUGUCAUUUAGCAACAAUAUUAAUAAUACUCUAGUCUUUGAUGAUAACCAAGAAACUAUUUUCAAUACAGAGUUUAAUGACUCUGAUAGUGAUAAUAAUGCUGAAAAUCUCAAUAUUAAUCCAAAUUUGAAUGAUAUUUACGAAACAACAGAAAAUAAUAAAAUAGAUGACAAUACUUCAAUCAUUUCUUUACCAUUUAGUAUCUCUAUAAAUUCAACUAAUCAAAGCAUAACUUCAACAAAUCAAACUCCUGAUACUACUAUUUGUCAAGUACCAGAAUGUGAAAGAACAUUCACUUAUCACAAAACCACUUCUACUAUAAAAAUACAUCUUUUAAGUGUUCAUUAUAUCACAAAAACUGUCAUUGAAAAACAACAAAGCUCUACUUCAUCCAUAACUCAGACAUUGUUACCAAAAAUUAUAAGCGAUACAAUAAAAGUAUCUUAUAGUGCCAAACAACAAAAGGAAAUCAAUCAAUAUUUAGUAAAAUUUAUUGUGGAAACUGUUCAAUCUCUUCAAUUAGUUGAAGCUCCUGAUUUUCUUAACUUUUGUAAAAAAUUAGAUCCCAAAUAUAAAGUUCCAGUUACAAAAACAUUAAAAGAUGAAAUUGAUUUCGCAUAUUACUAUACAUAUGAUCAAGUAAAAGAAGAAAUCAACAACAGUGCUGAAUAUGUUGCACUUACUUUGGAUUUCUGGAGUUCUAAAGCACAUCUACCUUAUUUAGAAGUUACUUGUCAUUGGUUGUCAUUAAAUUUCAAAUACAAAGAAAUCCUCUUAACUAUUGGAGAGUUAUCAUAUCCACAUGAAGCUUCUCAAAUAGUAGAAUAUAUAAAAAACUUGCUUAAUAUAUGGAAUUUAGAGUUUAAAGUCUUAUCUAUUACAACUGAUAAUGCUGCUAAUGUGAAAAAAGCAAUUAGAGAUCUCAGAGUUGGAACUCAUGUUUCUUGUGCAGCUCAUACAUUACAACUCAAAGAUACCAAUAUUCAACAAGAUGAAACACCAAUCUUAGAUGUUAUUAAGACAAAUAAUACACGAUGGAAUUCAACAUUUUAUGCUUUUAAAAGACUACUAGUUUUAAAACAAGCAAUUAUUAUAUUAAAAAACACUUUAUUUGAAGAUAACAAAAUCAAUAUUCGAAAAGAAGAUGCUAUAUUACAGUCAUUAAUUCCAACCAGUCUUGAAUGGCAUACAAUUGAAAAACUUAUGUCACUUCUUGAACCUUUUGAACAAGCAACUCGUUUAAUGAGUGAUUUCAAGUUUGCUACUCUUGGAAUAAUGUAUCCAGUUAUGAUUGGAUUACUGGAUAGAUUAACAAAUGACUUUUCUAAUCUUAAUGAUCGAAUGGCCAACAAUGUUAAAGAUGUUAUCCAAGAUGAUAUGAAGUCCAGAUGGGAAUUACCUCAUGAGCUGGAAAUAUAUGGUUCAUUCUUUGAUCUACAGUUUAAAGAUUUAAGUUUCAUUUCAGAGCGUGCAGCAUAUAUUCAACAAAUUCAAAUUGAAUAUGAAGUUUUGCACUCAGUUUCAGAUACCAAUUCAACUAUAUCACAAAUUACCAGUCAAGAAGAAUCAUCAGCAAUAGGAGUAUUAUUUGCUAAAAAGAAUGCUGUUAUUUGUCCAUCAGUAAAAGGAGAAUUUGAAAAAUAUCUGAAAAUCCCAGAGCUUCCAGCUUUGGAGAAAAAUGAUCCAAUAAUUUGGUGA
Ambispora gerdemannii is the source of this 1740-nucleotide messenger RNA. Lineage: Eukaryota; Fungi; Glomeromycota; Glomeromycetes; Archaeosporales; Ambisporaceae. The record is from the annotation of a GenBank genome assembly.